Molecule: messenger RNA, 551 nt
Organism: Dentiscutata heterogama
Lineage: Eukaryota; Fungi; Glomeromycota; Glomeromycetes; Diversisporales; Gigasporaceae
Source: the annotation of a GenBank genome assembly
AAUAUAUAUUGAAUUCAAAUCAGCAUGAAAUACUAUCUAAGGAGGUAGGAGGUGAUCACAUCAAGUAUUGGCCGGCGUUAGUUCAUCAACGUUCAAGAGCUGAUAUUGACAAUUUUAGAGAUAACGAUAACGAUUAUGUAGUACUUUAUGUUUUGCAGCCAUUGAUGUUACCUGGGACAAUGAAAUUACCACAUAAAGCCAUUCUACCAUGGUUAGCACACAAUCCCUCAGACUUAACACAGAUGGUCGAAGAUGGAAUACACAACAAUAUCCAUAUUCAGUCACUUGAUAGUUCAAGUCAUAUUCAAUCACUUGAUAGUUCAGACCAAAAUCAUGUUCAAUCACUUGAGAGUCCAAAUAAUAUUCAAUCGCCCGAGAGUUCAAAUAAUAUUCAAUCGCUUGAGAGUUCAAAUAAUAUUCGGUCAGUUGAUAGUUCAAAUGAUAUUCAAUCACUUAAACAGAAUGAAUUGGUCAGCGCUUAUCUUAAAGCUAUUGCUUUAGCAAGAAGAGUUGCUUCAACGUAUACUCCAUUGCAACAAUAUAAAUAUAUG